AUGGGACUAGAAGAAGCCAUUGAUCUUAAAAUCAAGAUUCUGGAUGUGUAUGGAGAUUCUGCUCUAGUUAUUAAUCAGAUCAAAGGAGAAUGGGAAACCCGUCAUCUUGGUUUAAUUCCUUACAGAGAUUAUGCCCGAAGACUGUUGACCUUCUUUAACAAAGUUGAGUUCCAUCACAUACCUUGUGAGGAAAAUCAAAUGGCAGAUGCAUUGGCUACCUCGGCUUCCAUGUAUCAAGUGAAGUUUCCAAAUGAAGCUACUCAAAUUACAAUCAUGCGCCUAGAUAGGUCUUCUCAUGUAUUCACUGUUGAAGUUGUCACGGAUGACAAGCCGUGGUUUUAUGACAUUAAAGUCUUCUUACAGAAACAAGAGUACCCACUUGGGGCAUCUAGCAAAGACAGAAGAACUUUGAAAAGAUUGUCUGAUAAUUUCUUCUUGACUGGGGAUGUGCUCUACAACAGGAAUUUUGACAUGGUAUUGCUCAGAUGCAUGGAUAGACACGAAGAAAACCUGUUAAUACAAGAAAUUCACGAAGGAUCUUUUGGCACUCGUGCCAAUGGACAUGCAAUGACAAGAUACUGA
This is a messenger RNA of Vicia villosa (hairy vetch), 582 nucleotides long. RefSeq lists its product as uncharacterized. The record is from RefSeq and is a predicted model, not a curated record. NCBI's taxonomy places the organism in Eukaryota, Viridiplantae, Streptophyta, Magnoliopsida, Fabales, Fabaceae. The transcript has a single exon. The coding region runs from base 1 to 582 and encodes 193 amino acids. Gene Ontology annotation, molecular function: RNA-DNA hybrid ribonuclease activity; nucleic acid binding.